Molecule: messenger RNA, 989 nt
Organism: Hippocampus comes (tiger tail seahorse)
Lineage: Eukaryota; Metazoa; Chordata; Actinopteri; Syngnathiformes; Syngnathidae
Gene: akip1
Product: A kinase (PRKA) interacting protein 1
Exons: 5
Coding region: 328-834 (168 amino acids)
Biological process (GO): regulation of non-canonical NF-kappaB signal transduction
Cellular component (GO): nucleoplasm
Source: RefSeq, a predicted model, not a curated record
CUCAAAUCGCCCGAUUUUAUACGUGACCGCCCUUCGCUAAUCGCAUUAUCUCGCGCGAGACUUCCUGACGCCGCGCUAAAGUGGCGCUGUAAUGACAUAAUUUCUGCAUACAAACUUACUAAGCUUGGGCGAAAGCCCCGCAGUUUAGUUUAUUUGUCAAACAAAUGAAAAUUACCGAGACAAGGUUUACGUGGGGAAAAAGGACACGGCUAACUAUCACUCCAAGCUAACAAUCUCUGCAUGUUGAGUUUUGGACAAGAACGAACUAAUUGUUCAAUUUGAGAGUCGACAUUUUUGUGGUCUUUUUCUGGUGAGCCUGUUUUUCUCAUGGCAACGCUAGCCAGUCUUGAACAUUCUCUGCGACAGUCUGCCCGACGCGGACGAGAGGUUCUGGAGCGGGCCUCCAGGCGGAAGGUGGACUGGGGCGAGCUGCCGCACACUUACACUCCUGUGGCAGAUGAAGACAGGGCCGUAUACAGCAAAAAAACAAUGGAGGAACUUCAGGAGGCCUUUUCCACCAUCACUGAGUUCAUGGCGGAGACUCACAUUCAUUGCAAAAGGUUCUACGACUCUGUAGGAUGCUCUCAAGGUUCCAACAUCGAGAAGAAACAUGUGCCUCGCUACCAUAAACACAUCGGGGCAACCAAGAUUGAGUCCUCAUCUCAACUCAGGCAACAUGGCCGGAGUCAAGGUCAAGGUCCACCGGACGACUUCUACAUGGAGGUGGCUCCCGGAUUGUACACCAUCAGCGCCAGCCGGCCUGGCUCACAGCAACAAACCCAGAUGAUCGACCUUGAUCCUGGGGAUACUGUCAGCGUCACGUUUAACCUCUGAACCAAAACAAUCCUGCGUGUAUAUAUGAUUAUAUCAGCCUCAAUUUUUAUUUUCUUAUGUCAAAGUACUAUUUUUUUGGUUGCCUCCAUGUUUCUAUCAACGUAAAACAAAACAUCAUGAACUCACAAUAAAGUUUUUUAAUUUAAAAAAAGUUA